Molecule: messenger RNA, 1734 nt
Organism: Electrophorus electricus (electric eel)
Lineage: Eukaryota; Metazoa; Chordata; Actinopteri; Gymnotiformes; Gymnotidae
Gene: prim1
Product: DNA primase subunit 1
Biological process (GO): DNA replication, synthesis of primer
Source: RefSeq, a predicted model, not a curated record
UUCCCGCGCAGGUCUCCGGUCGCCGCGGUCGUCACUGCGCGCUAGUGACGGUGUUUUCAGUGCCAUCACACUAGUUAGCCAUCUCAACAAUGCCAACCUCCGACUACGAUCCCGCUUGCUUACCAGACCUGUUGCCACUUUAUUACCGACGAUUAUUCCCAUUUUCACAGUAUUAUCGAUGGCUAACCUACGGCGGCGUGUCCAAGAGUUACUUCCAGAACCGUGAGUUCUCCUUCACGCUCAAAGAUGACAUCUACGUUAGAUACCAGUCUUUCAGCACACAGAACGAAUUGGAGAAAGAGAUACAGAAAAUGAAUCCCUAUAAGAUUGACAUCGGUGCAGUCUACAGCCACAGGCCUAGUCAGCAUAACACGGUGAAGUCCGGAGCAUUCCAGGCCCUGGAGAAGGAACUGGUCUUUGAUAUUGAUAUGACUGACUACGAUGAUGUCAGAAGCUGCUGCAGUGCUGCUGAUAUUUGCUCUAAGUGCUGGACUCUGAUGACUAUUGCGAUUCGUAUUCUGGAUCGGGCACUGAGAGAGGAUUUUGGCUUCCAGCACCUGUUGUGGGUAUACUCGGGCAGGAGAGGGGUGCACUGCUGGGUCUGUGAUGAAGCCGCCAGGAAGUUGUCAGUUACUGCCCGUUCAGCUGUGGCCGAGUACCUCAGCUUAGUCAAGGGUGGCGAGGAGACUGUGCGGAAAGUUGUGCUGUCAGACCCUAUUCAUCCUUUUAUUAGCCAGUCACUAGGUGUGGUGGAGAACUACUUCAAUAAGUACGCCAUUGUGGAUCAGGAGCUGCUGGCCAGUAAGGAGAGUGUGGACAGAGUGCUCAGCCUUCUCCCUGAGGAUGUCAGGAAGGAGCUGCUGGUUCAUUAUCAGAAUGAGAAGAACCCAGUGAAUCGCUGGGGCAUUCUGACGGACCUGGUGAAUCAGAAAAGGGAGAUGAGCAGUAAAAAGGGAGGUUACUUUGAGAAGGAGAUCAUGCUGCAAUACUGCUACCCACGCCUGGAUGUCAAUGUCAGCAAAGGAGUCAACCAUUUACUCAAGAGUCCAUUUAGCAUCCAUCCCAAAACAGGACGAGUUUCAGUACCAAUUGAUGUAAGAAACGUGGACAAGUUCAACCCUUUUGAGGUGCCUACAAUAAGCCUCCUCUGUGAAGAGUUGGACAAAUCCAGAGCAGAUGAAGAGGAGGAUGGUAUAAAAAAUAAUGAAACACAAUCUGCUGAACGGCGCAAAAUCCGAGAUUACAAGCGUACUAGCCUGGCAAAGUAUAUAAAGUUGUUUGAUCAGUUUCUGGAUGCAAUGGCUCACACUAGGAAAGGAGAGAUUUUGAAGAAAAGUGAUCUCCAAAAAGAAUUUUGAGCAGUGAUGGGAUUAAACCACCUGUCAUUUUCUUACUGCUUUACUAAAUUGCUCCACUGCAGCAGACAAGGAAAUCGAGGAUUUUGAUCAUCUGCACUCAUGCACUCCCCUCUUUUCAGGAAACGGCUCAAAGUACUUACCCUACAUAUUGCAGAGACUGGAUAUGUUAGUCAGAUAUAUCUGUGGAGCUGCCAUUAGAGGCUUUUUCCAUCUAAUAUGAGUCUAUUCCUGUUUUUCUUUGCAUCUUAUCACGGUCCUAAGGUUUUUAUACAUUAGAAAAAUAAACAACUAUCAUACUGCAGGGUGCUUUGUUAAACAAGUAAUAUUUACUGUAUAUUUACCUUUUUUCUGUUAAUAAAUGUUAAAGUACGUGUAA